Hypanus sabinus (Atlantic stingray) is the source of this 4915-nucleotide messenger RNA. RefSeq lists its product as uncharacterized. The coding region runs from base 2336 to 3265 and encodes 309 amino acids. The record is from RefSeq and is a predicted model, not a curated record. The transcript has 3 exons. NCBI's taxonomy places the organism in Eukaryota, Metazoa, Chordata, Chondrichthyes, Myliobatiformes, Dasyatidae.
AUGGUGAAUGGGGGGGGGGUGCGAAGCAAUCCUGGAAGUUUGAGAAAUUAAAGUUCAUUCCAUCAGGUUGGAGGCUACCGAGAUGGAACAUAAGGUGUUGUUCCUCCAACCUGAGUGUGGCCUCAUCAUGGAGGUCAUGGAUUGACAUAUCAGAAUGGGAAUAAUAAAUGUAAUUAAAAUCGGUGGCCAUUGGGAGAUUCUGCUUUCUCUGGCGGACAGAGCCUAGGUGCUCUGCAAAACACUGGGUCUCACUGAUAUACUGUGUUCUUGAUGCAUCCUCCGGUAUAUGACCCCAAAAGACUCACAGGUGAAGUGUUGCCUCACCUGGAAGAACUGUUGGGGCCUUGAAUGGUAGCGAGGGAGGAGGUGUAAGGGCUGGUGUAGCAUUUGUUCCCCUUGCAAGGGUAAGUGCGAGGAGGGAGAUCAGUAGGGAGGGACAAAUGGACAAGGGAGUCGCAUAGGGAGUACUCCCAGUGGAAAGCAGAAAGUGGGGGGGGGGGUGGAGAGUGAAAGAUGUGCUUGGUGGAGGGAUCCCAUUGGAGAUGGCAGAAGUUCUGGAGAAUUAUGUGCUGGAUGUGGAGGCUGGUGGGAGGGUAGGGGUUACCUCUUUACUUGCCCAUCGCCUCCCUCUGGUGCUUCUCCCCACCUUUUCUUUCCUUCUUAGCAUUCUGUCCUCUCCUAUCUCCCUUCUCCAGUCCUGUCACCUUCCCAGCUCUUUACUUCAUCUCUCUCCCUCCCAGUUUCACCUAUCACCUUGUGUUUCUCUCUUCCCUCCCCCACCUUUUAAACCUUUUCCUCUUCUUUUCUUUGCCAGUCCUGCCGAAGGGUCUCGGCCCGAAAUGUCGGCUGUACUUUUUUCAUGAAUGCUGCCUGGCCUGCUGAGUUCCUCCAGCAUUUUGUGUGUGUUGCAAAGAAAUACUUCUCAUUUUCCCUUUGAUAUUUUGUUCAACUCCAGGGUCUCCACACAACGGACUUCAGUAAUAUUGUCAAGGUGGAGACCUAUCAGCUGGUGAUGUGCCAUUAAUUCCAGUAAUCCUUACAAGUUAAUUUAGUGAAUCCCAAGUUCAAUACUGAAAUCACCGAGGACAAGUGUGGGAGACAGCAGAGAUCAGCUCUUUUUCGUGGAGGACACAAUUACAAGAUUGAAUUUCAGAGGAGAAAUAGUCAUGCUCAUGAUGGUGGGGAGGAUGGGUUGCCUUGUGUGGGGAUUAAGAGUUGCUGUACCAUCCAAGUUGACAGCUGAAGUGUUGGAGGAGCUACGUGCCAGUCAUCUAAGGUCAUGAAAGUGUAGGUUCAAAGCUUUGUUUGAUGGCCUGGGAUAGAUCAGCAGAUUGAGCAGCUUGUCAUGCACUGUGCAGGAUGCCAGCAGGUCUAGGAGAAAGGCGUCCAGGGUUGUGAGACCCAGAAUCAUCUCCUACAACCACUACGGAGGAGGCUUCAGAACGUGAGACAGUUUCACAACCUUGUCUCACCUGCAGGCAGAGCGAUCCCCCCCUUGUCAGGAAAGGUAUUAUCUCACAAGGGUAAGAAAGUCCCCAUGGCAAUUAAAUCUUCAGGCAUGAAUGGGACAAUUAAAAAUUUUCUAUACUCUGGAUGUGGUAUACCAUUUAGUACAACUAUUAUAUAUACAUCCAGAGCAGAGUAAAUAUUUAAUUUACUCAAACUAUAUAUUGAGUGCUUCUCAACAUAUAUAGAUAUACUGUAUAUAUAUUUUUCUCACCCCUUAUGGCUGGUGUGUAUGUGUAUUUUUCCCUCAAUCUCAGGUCCUCUAUCAUAGGUCUGUAGGUUUGAGGGUUCGGCACAGUAUCGUUGCAGUUCCUAACAGUGCACUCUUCUGGACCAAGAUCUUGGAUGUUGUUCCCGGGAUUUGUUGGAGCCACUCUCUAGGUGUCACAGCUCCCAGUGUUCAUAUCACCACCAGGAAUACUCUGGUUUUAACCUUCCACAUCUUCUCUAUCCACUCUCUCAAGUCCCGGUAUUUCUCCAGCUUCUCAUAUUCUCUCUUCCUGAUGUUCCUGUCAUUCGGGAUUGCCACAUCUAUUACCACUGCUCUCCUCUGUUACUUGUCCAGUGUUACUCUGUCUGGUGGUUUGGUCAGUAUCUGUUUAUCAGUUGGUAUUUGGAAGUCCCACAGGAUCUCAGCUCUGUCAUUCUCCACUACCUUCUCGGGUGUUUCCCAUUUGGAGUUGGGAGUGUCCAAUCCAUACUCAGCACAGAUGUUCCUGUACACGAUUCCUGCAACUUGGUUGUGUCAUUCAGUGUAUGGUUCAAAAGGUCCAAAGGUUCAUUUAUUAACAAAGCAUACAAUUUUUAAAUUCUUCUUCUCCAGGUAGCCAUGAAACCAAGAAAGAAAAGAAAGGCAGCACAGUCAUCAAUCCCCAAAUUCACACCUCCCGACACAAAAAACAAAAAAUGGAACAGGCACAUCAGCCCCCAAAUCCCUCCUCCCUCACAAAAAAAAUGGAACAGGCACAUCAGCCCCCAAAUCCCUCCUCCCUCACAAAAAAAAAAUGGAACAGGCACAUCAGCCCCCCAAAUCCCUCCUCCCUCACAAAAAAAUGGAACAGGCACAUCAGCCCCCAAAUCCCUCCUCCCUCACAAAAAAAAUGGAACAGGCACAUCAGCCUCCAAAUCCCUCCUCCCUCACAAAAAAAAUGGAACAGGCACAUCAGCCCCCAAAUCCCUCCUCCCUCACAAAAAAAAUGGAACAGGCACAUCAGCCCCCAAAUCCCUCCUCCCUCACAAAAAAAAUGGAACAGGCACAUCAGCCCCCCAAAUCCCUCCUCCCUCACAAAAAAAUGGAACAGGCACAUCAGCCCCCAAAUCCCUCCUCCCUCACAAAAAAAAUGGAACAGGCACAUCAGCCCCCAAAUCCCUCCUCCCUCACAAAAAAAAUGGAACAGGCACAUCAGCCCCCAAAUCCCUCCUCCCUCACAAAAAAAAUGGAACAGGCACAUCAGCCCCCAAAUCCCUCCUCCCUCACAAAAAAAAUGGAACAGGCACAUCAGCCCCCAAAUCCCUCCUCCCUCACAAAAAAAAUGGAACAGGCACAUCAGCCCCCAAAUCCCUCCUCCCACACAAAAAAAUAAGUAGAUCCAGGGACAUCAACCGCCAAUUGCUCUUGCCUGCAUCUUGCACCCUGCUACUAUGUGCUGAAUGGUUUCGGCAGAUUGCCUGCACAGUCUGCAUCUUGGGUCUUGUCUGGUGUGACAGACCCCUGCUUCUAUUGCUCCUGUGGUCAGUGCCUGUCCUUGUGCAGCCAUGAGUUGUGUCUCUGUGCCGUCCCUCAGCCCUGACACUUCCAGCCAUUGAUAGAACUUCCCUGCACCAGACGCCCCUGAUAUCUGGUGAUGGUACAUCCCGUGCGGUGGCUUGCCCUGCCAUGACCUCUGGCCCACAGGCUCUGUUUCACCCACUUCCAUUUCCAUGUCCCCUGCCUGCUGUCUGAGGUAUUCUCCUACCAGGUCAUCCUUAGGGGCCAUCUUCCUGAUAUACUUACGGAUAUUUCUCAUUUCAUCCAGGACUGUGGCCUUAACGCUUUCAGGUACCCAUCCUCCUUUAUUCUGGUGGGCAUACGAUCACUCAGUUGGCCUUUGGGUGGAACCCUCCAUGUAUUGUUAGUAGUUUCUGGGUCUUGAUGUCAGCGGCCUCCGGUUCGUUCCUUGGCCAGCACACUAUAGCAGCCGGGUAUCUGAUGUCUGGUGGGGUGGUUGUAUUGACGGCUCUGAUCUUGUUCUUCCCACUCAGCUGGCUCUUUAGAUCCUGUUUCACUCUUUUGAGGUAUUUGAAUGUUACAGCCUUCCUUGUGUCCUCAUCGUGGUCUCCAUGCACCUGCAGGAUCCCCAGGUAUUAGUAGUUGUCCUGUACAUCUGGUACGUGACCAUCAGGUAACUCGACUCCUUCAGACUUGAUGAAUUUGCCUCUUUUCAGUACCAUCCAGCUGCACAUUUUCAGUUGAAGUGACAUCCCAGUGCUCUGCUGUCAGAGCGAUUAGUGAGUCGAUGUCUCUUUCAUUUCUGGCAUACAGCUUGAUGUCAUCCUUGUACAGUAGGUGGCUGAUGGCCACUCCAUUCUUGAUCCUGUACCCAUGUCCACUCUCUGAGGUGAGGGGGUUCAAGCCAAUUCAGAUCAGCAGUGGGGAGAGUGCACCACACCUGAUGGACACUUAUACUAGCAUUGUCCUCCAAUGCCCCACUGAGUUCUUGACGAAGCACCUUAGUGUCUUGUUGACCUUGUACAAAGACUGGCACUCCAGGAUCCACGUGUGGGGCACUGAGUUGUAUGCUUUCUGGUGGUCGAGCCAGGCUGUGCUUAGGUUGGUUUGCCUGAUCUCGGAGUCUCACCUGACUGCUAUGUCUACCAGUAGUUGGUGUUUGGAGCCUGUGGUUCCAUUACCAAUCCCCCUCUGAGCAGGGCUCAGGAGUUUACACACAAGUUUUUGCACAGUGUCAGGGUAACAACCAUGCCAGCACCUGAACUAUGCAAAACAACAACUGAGGGGUUCUGCAAGAGUAUACGGGAGAAAGGAGCAUCACAUAACUCCAGUGCCCGAAGGCCCAAAGACCUACAAGCAAGUCUCUGCGCUCUCUCAGCGGAAGAACCGGUCACUGUCACCACAGUAGAUGUCCAGCAACAGGUAGCAAGUAUGAAAAACUGGACAUCACUGGGGCCAGACAUGACUCAUGCCUACUGGCUGGAGAGUUUAUAGCCAACUAUAGCUAAGUGGGGAGGAGUGUUGAGUAUUUAAUAUUUCAGUAAUAUUUGUGUAAUAUCAUUAAUAUAUUUGAUUAAGCACACUUUUCUGUAAAUAACUCAUGGAUUAUAUGUAAAAGUACAUGAAUGGCAUCAACACACCAUCAUGUCAUACGUGUAUGCAUGUCUCACUUAAAGUAAAAUGGAGACUGAAAAAUGUACU